Letharia columbiana is the source of this 720-nucleotide messenger RNA. RefSeq lists its product as uncharacterized. The transcript has a single exon. Lineage: Eukaryota; Fungi; Ascomycota; Lecanoromycetes; Lecanorales; Parmeliaceae. Gene Ontology annotation, cellular component: membrane. Bases 1 to 720 code for a protein of 239 amino acids. Gene Ontology annotation, molecular function: sucrose:proton symporter activity. The record is from RefSeq and is a predicted model, not a curated record.
AUGCUCCUUCCAUUCCUAGUCGUUCCCUCCUACCACGCCCCUCCUCCCAAGACUCCUUCCACUCCGCCGCACCACACUCCAGGGACACCCGGUACCCUCUCCGCAAGUACAUAUUUCUUUCCAUCCGCACCUUCACCAUCUCCAACGCUUCACGCCCGUUUAAGCCGCCUCUUGGACCUUUGCCAGAUAAAAUGGCUCACCCUCCGCCGUGCCUGGCUACUCUCCCAUAUUCUCUUCGCCCUCUGCAUGGCCUCGACGUUCUUUAUCUCCACCCCGACUCAAGCCACGGUCUUGGCCGGCGUCGUCGGCUUGCCAUGGGCUCUCUCUUUGUGGGCCCCUUUUGCUCUCAUAAGCGCUGAAAUAUCGAAACGAGACAGUGAGGCCCGGCGGGGAGGCCCCAACCCGAAGAACAAGCCAGAAGAUCAAGCCGGUGUAAUACUCGGUCUUCACAACGUCGCCGUUGCAGCUCCCCAAAUUGUUUCGACAUUGGUGUCGAGUGCCAUCUUCAAACUCGCGCAGAAACAGAGAGGAGAACCCUAUGAUACUAGCGUAGGGUGGGUACUCCGGUUUGGUGGACUAGCAGCACUGGUUGCGGCGGUCUUCACUUGGAGGAUCAGGGAAGACGCGGAGCCGGUUAAGGGGAACGGAAGAAAGCGGGAGGGAGGGACCGGGGAAGAGGAGAGAGGUUUGAGAGAUCAUCAGGAUGGGGAAGCGGUGUGA